Messenger RNA from Glarea lozoyensis ATCC 20868, 1521 nucleotides. Its product is annotated as FAD-binding protein. Lineage: Eukaryota; Fungi; Ascomycota; Leotiomycetes; Helotiales; Helotiaceae. The transcript is spliced from 4 exons. Gene Ontology annotation, molecular function: FAD binding. The record is from RefSeq and is a predicted model, not a curated record. Bases 1 to 1521 code for a protein of 506 amino acids.
AUGUCAAAUCGUUGGAGUGUCCUUGCUUUGAUACUCGUCGUUUGUUGUCUAUCUCACUUGACUGAAUGUCUGGCGUCAUCAACGCCAAGAAAAGAGAGGGAUGCCUUGAGCUCUGAUAUAUGCAGUACUCUUGCAAACCAGUUUCCAGGAAAGGUCGAGCUGCCUACAGACGCCGAGUACGCUUCAAACUUAUUGACUUACUACUCCGAGCAAGAGCAAAAAGUUCAUCCGGCUUGCAUCAUUUCUCCAAACAGCACGCUGGAAGUGUCAGCGAUCAUCAACAGCAUCCGAGAGCACAACGCCACCUUUGCCAUUCGAAGUGGCGGCCAUGCUCUGAAUGCUGGAGCAGCCAACAUUGAGAACGGUGUUACUAUCAAUCUUCGGGCCAUGAACGCUCUUACAACCGACGCUGCAGGUGCUCGAGUUUACAUUGGACCUGGUCUUAAGUGGACAGAAAUCUAUGCAAGGCUAGAUCGUCUGGGUCUGGUAAUACCUGGUGGAAGAGAUGGAGAUGUUGGUGUAGGUGGCCUUCUCACAGGAGGUGGUAUCUCUUUCUUCAGUGGGCGGUUUGGUUGGGCUUGUGACAGUGUCGACAAUUUUGAGGUCGUCGUUGCCAGUGGGGCCAUCAUCAAUGCCAACGCCUAUGAGAACAGUGACUUAUUUCAAGCACUGAAGGGCGGCUCAAACAAUUUUGGCAUUGUUACCCGUUUCGACGUCAGAGCAUUUCCUCUGAAGGAAUUUUAUGGUGGCCAAAUUAUUACGCCUGAAAUUCCGGGGGUACCAUCCACGGUGCCGGGAAAGAUUAAAGGGUUUGCCGAUCUUCUCGCCAACAGAGACCCAUAUGCUGCAGUCAUUCUCAACUUCGGAUGGACUCCUCAAGUCACAUUUGUUAGCACUGUUCUUCAGUAUACCAAACCAGGCGUCGUUGAUCCACCUGUUUUUGCACCAUUCACACAUGCUCCAGAUCCCGUCCAUCUAAUUGACUCUGUGAGAGUAGCAAACUUAUCUUCGUUUGCAGCAGAGCUUUCUGCGAGUCCUGGAUAUGGCUCGAAGUAUCAAUGGGCAACAUCGACUUUCACGGGAGACGAAGCUAUGAUCAUAACCGCUCACAAACUCUGGAAUGCCUCAAUUUCCGCCCUUCCUCCCGGAACCAAAGCAAACUGGUUCGCGGGCGUCCAACUAUUUCCAGUCACCGCCUCUCAGCCUAACGCCUUUGGCAUUCCCAACAGCUCAGAAUCCUCCAAACUAGCAGUAUUCCUCCUCAUCUACUUCGGGUACUCAGCUGAAGAAGAAGCUGCUAUCACAAAAAUCGCGCAAAAACUCAUCGCAGAUAUCGAGGCGGCAGCGAAGAAGGCAGGAAAGUAUAAUGCAUUUAAGUACUUGAAUUACGCUGCAUAUUGGCAGGAUCCGAUUUCAGCGUAUGGAAAUCUGGCGGCGAUGAGGGAGGUUAGUAAGGUUUACGAUCCUAGUGGACUCUUUCAAAAGAAUUGUCCUGGUGGGUUUAAGAUUCCGGUUUUGUAA